AUGUUUGACUCAAAAUCUUAUUAUCGUCUUACAAAUUUAUGGCGAGGUGAUGAUAAAUCGCUUGAUAUUGUUAAUGAUGGUAUUAAUGAUAAUCAACCUAUACUUGCUACAACUGGUAAUUAUACUGGACAAUAUUGGAAGAUUACUUUAACCAGUAAUGGAUAUUAUCGCUUGACAACAUUAUGGCAAGGUUAUAGUAAAUCGCUUGAUAUUGUUAAUGAUGGUAUUAAUGAUAAUCAACCUAUACUUGCUACAACUGGUGUUUAUACUGGACAAUAUUGGAAGAUUACUUUAAUCGGCAAUGUUUAUUAUCGCUUGACAACAUUAUGGCAAGGUUAUGGUAAAUCGCUUGAUAUUCUGAAUGAUGGUGAAAAUAAUAAUCAACCUAUACUUGCUACAACUGGUACUUAUCUGGGACAGUAUUGGAAAAUAACAAAACUGUAA
Messenger RNA from Rotaria sp. Silwood2, 444 nucleotides. The record is from the annotation of a GenBank genome assembly. NCBI's taxonomy places the organism in Eukaryota, Metazoa, Rotifera, Eurotatoria, Philodinida, Philodinidae.